This is a messenger RNA of Drosophila albomicans, 1835 nucleotides long. RefSeq names its product esterase-5B-like. Lineage: Eukaryota; Metazoa; Arthropoda; Insecta; Diptera; Drosophilidae. The record is from RefSeq and is a predicted model, not a curated record. The transcript has 2 exons. Bases 42 to 1706 code for a protein of 554 amino acids.
UCUUAGAGUAGUACUGUGUGGAUAACGAUUGAGUUGAAGUCAUGAAUUCCAUCAUAUUUUUGACCGCAUUAUUGAGUCUAUUGGCAACAGUUACCUUUGCGCAAUUGAUAGUCGAGUUACCCAAUGGAAAACUACUGGGACGUGAUCAGGGAUUGUAUUACACCUACGAGUCCAUACCAUAUGCAGAGCCUCCAGUGGGCGAGCUGCGGUUCGAGCCUCCUCAGCCUUACAAGCAAAACUGGACUGAUGUGUUUGAUGCCACAAAACCUGCAGUGGUAUGCGCUCAGUGGAGCCAAUUCAUUUUGCAGCCCUACAAAAAGACGGGCAGCGAGGAUUGUCUGACUGUCAGUAUAUUUAAACCAAAGAGCGAAACUCAAAAGACUUUCCCGGUUAUAGCAAAUAUAUUUGGUGGAGCUUUUUCUUUUGGUGGCACGGUUGAAGAUGGAGCUGUGCCACUGAUGUCCAGCGGCAAUGUAAUCGUUGUGAAAAUAAACCAUCGAGUUGGAUCGUUGGGUUUCAUCAACACUGGUGAUUCUGAGCUUCCAGGGAAUGCGGGACUUAAGGACCAAAGGUUGGCAUUGCGCUGGAUUAAGGAUAAUAUUGCUUACUUUGGUGGGCAGCCUGACAAUGUACUUUUCCUGGGAUUCUCUUCAGGUGCGGCAUCAGUGCACCUUCAACUUAUGAACAAGGAACUGGAAGGUUUGGUUAAGGCAGCCGUUUCAAUCAGUGCCAAUGCUUUAGAUCCUUGGGUGGUGCAGAGAAAUAAUGGACGACAUCAUGCUUUUGAAGUGGGACGUAUUGUCGGCUGUGGUCAGCUAGAUUCGAGCAAAGAGCUCAAGAAGUGUUUGAAAACCAAAGAUGGAUUGGAAAUAGCAUCUGCGUUAAGUCAGUUUCUAAUCUACAACUACGUUCCAUUUGCACCUUUUGGUCCUGUGGUCGAACCAGAGAGCUCCGCUGAUCCAUUUAUUACGGAACACCCGAUUGACAUUAUUAAGAGUGGAAAGACUGCGCAAAUUCCUUGGCUGGUCACUUACACUCCAGAGGAUGGUAUCUAUGAUGCGGCUCUUGGGCUUUUAAAGCAGUCCAAUGGCAAAGAGAUGAUUGACGAGCUGAACCAUCGCUGGUAUGAAGUGGCACCCCUUUUAUUCUUUUACCGUUAUCAAACGAAGACCGUAGAAGAAAUGGACAACCACUCGAGAGAUCUACGACAGCAUUACAUGGGUAAUCAGAGCUUUGGCGUGGACACGUACUUUCACUUUCAACGGAUGGUCACGGAUAUCAUGUUGAAGAAUGCAACUCAAAAAUCAAUAGACCUACAUCGCAAAUAUGGAAAAAGCCCCGUGUAUUCGUAUGUUUACGAUAAUCCAGCAAAUAAUAAUUUUGCGCAAGUUUUAGCGGAACGAUCGGAUAUUCUUCUUGGAACGGGUCAUGGCGAUGAUUAUUUCCUUAUGAUGAACAAUCCAAUUCGAGAACCGUUGCGGUCAGACGAAAAAGUUAUCUCAUGGAAUUUUGUCAAGAUGUUGGAGCGUUUUAUCAUUACUGGAAAAUUAGUAUAUGAUAAUUGCGAAUUCCGUGACAAUGUUGGAGAAAAACAAUUUCAAUUGGUUGUGAUUCAACGAAACGGAUGCCACUUGACCCAAGUGGAUGAAUUACCUGCAACGGUGUCCAACCACAUUCCAAACAACCCAGUUAUAUAUUUCGGUUAGCGGUAGAAGUUACAAGAAAUCCAUGUCAUUUCUAACUGGGCUUAAUUACUCCAAUUUGUAUAUUUUAUAACAUAUCUAUGAUUAUUAAAACAUAUUUGUGGCGCAAAAGUUUUAUAAUUUGAAUUUAAC